Microthlaspi erraticum is the source of this 330-nucleotide messenger RNA. NCBI's taxonomy places the organism in Eukaryota, Viridiplantae, Streptophyta, Magnoliopsida, Brassicales, Brassicaceae. The record is from the annotation of a GenBank genome assembly.
AUGACUUUGACGGCAAAAGACAGGAUGAAGCUCCAAAUUCCCGACGGCUCUGUGAUCGAGAACAAGACACCGAAAGAUAGAAAUGAGGUUGUUCCUUUCAAUUUGCAAAGGGAGAUACUUGUUCGACUGCCUCAUAGAUCGUUAGUGAUAGUGAGAUUCUAUUGUGUCUGUAAGAAUUGGGAUUUGGAAGUUCAUGAGAAAGACUUUAUAGAUUUUUACUAUCUCGGGUCAAUGAGAACACCUCGACUGUUGUUGAGUAUAACACCCCCAACCAGUGAUGGAGCUAGAGAGACGGAGCUAGAGAGGUGGCAGGUGGGUCAGCUGACGUGA